This is a messenger RNA of Trachymyrmex septentrionalis, 599 nucleotides long. Its product is annotated as 39S ribosomal protein L14, mitochondrial-like. Bases 1 to 444 code for a protein of 147 amino acids. Gene Ontology annotation, biological process: translation. The transcript has 2 exons. Gene Ontology annotation, cellular component: mitochondrion; ribosome. Gene Ontology annotation, molecular function: structural constituent of ribosome. The record is from RefSeq and is a predicted model, not a curated record. NCBI's taxonomy places the organism in Eukaryota, Metazoa, Arthropoda, Insecta, Hymenoptera, Formicidae.
AUGUUGACACCUUUUGCGGUGUUAAAUGUUGUAAGCAGAAACAUUUCUACUUCAACCCCUGUGAGUCAGAUAAUUAAAUUGAGUAGGCUGAGAGUAGUGGACAACAGCGAGAUAGGAAAGCAAGCUAUGAUGGAGGGUAGACCACCACGUUGCAUACACGUUUACAACAAGCGUGGGGUGGGAUACAUCGGUGAUAGAAUUUUAGUUGCUAUAAGAGGCGAAAAGAAAAAGGGUAUAUUGGUUGGAUUGAAACAGCAACAGGCUCCUAAAGUUCCCAAGUUUGAUAGCAACAAUCUGGUACUCAUAGAUGACAACGGCACACCUCUAGGUACAAGAAUACAAGUGCCUAUUCCACACAUACUCCGAACGAAAAUGAAAGAAAAGACUCACAGCAAAGGAGCAGAUUAUACUAAACUACUAGCGAUUGCAUCCAGAUUCGUGUAGUAUAUCUAUCUUGUCUACUAUUGUAAUAUAUAUCAAAUAUUUCAAGAAAAUGUUAAUAUUGUAAUUAUUUAGUAUUUUCUGCAAAACUUGUAAUAUGGAAGUGUAUCACUCAUGCAUCUGUGUAUUUUAUUGUAUAUUAAUAUUAUAAUAAAACU